AUGAAUUCUUUAUUAAUUUACCUGAUCCGAACAAAAACGGCAAAAGGAAUGGAAAUAUACAAAAAAUUGCUUUAUAUGAGUUGUUUUAUGGAUUUAAUUGUUUCUUUUUGGACAUUUAUUGUUCAACCGAUUCCUUGUACCGAUCGCGGUUAUCGAACUAUAAUGAUGAAUGGAGUUUUCCGAAAGUCGUCACAACCAAUUCGUUAUGCUGUUUAUCUUACUUGGAUACAAUUAAUGCUUUUCUUCUUAAUUACAACAAUGUCCCAAUAUGUUUAUCGUUUUUGUAUUUUAUGUAGAAAUGGAGUUAUUUCGGCGAAAAUUGUUGGAAGUCUAAUUUUUGUCCAAAUUUUUCUGAACUCUUUUCAUGCAUUUUUGCUUGCCUGGGCUGACUAUCCACGUCCUGGGGAAGCAAUUAAAAUGAGGGAAAUAAUGCAUAAACUUGGUGAGGAGUCUGGCAUUUCUGAUGUUGAAUUUAUUUCUUUUGUUAAUGCGAGAGAAUUUCGUUGGUUAAUGCAUAUUGCAAUUAUGUGUGUUAUGUUUCCUGGUUUUUACGUUGUAAUUGGCAUUUGUUUCUUUAAAAUUCGAAAAGCAGUUCAAGGAAUGAAUGUUUUAAAAUUAAAAGAAUAUAAUAAACAAGUUUCGGCUGCUCUCCUUUUUCAAGCAUUACUUCCAUCAUUAGAAAUUGGAGCUUGGUGUAUUCAAAUAUUUGUUCCUAUAUUUGUAACCCAACAAAGUACUUAUAUUUACACAGUUUUUACUGACAUUCCAAUUCAUCUAAUUCCGGUAUUAAAUCCAAUUGGGACUAUUUUACUUGUUGCCCCAUAUCGCCGUGCUGUGUUUCGCUAUUUUGGAAUUACAAAAGCCCAUUCAACAAUUAUUCGUAUACAAACAACAAUUCAAACAAAACGCCGUCAAGGGACAGUUAGUAUUCAUCCUCAAUCUAGAACUAGAACUUGA
This is a messenger RNA of Meloidogyne enterolobii, 957 nucleotides long. Lineage: Eukaryota; Metazoa; Nematoda; Chromadorea; Rhabditida; Meloidogynidae. The record is from the annotation of a GenBank genome assembly.